AUGUGGGGUGAAAAUGUAAACGUAGGAACGACCUUAGAGGGCGACUCCGUCAACUGGGAGUUUGUUCCUGCUACGAAAUGUGGCUCUCCAGGAUACUAUCUCUACACCGCGCAGAUACAGAAGAGUCCGGAGGAUGAUCGUGAAUAUCGUGUUAUUCGUCUGGGGAACGGACUUGAGGCUGUUGUAGUCCGCGACGGAGAUGCAAUUGCACCAGUGGCUAGUCUAAACAUUGCCACUGGACAUUUUCGCGAUCCAUUGAUGGGGUACUGGUACUCUCAGGAGGACAUGCCCGGGUUAGCGCAUCUGUGUGAGAACUUGACGCUUUCUGGACUGGAGUUGGACGAAGAGUAUACUGAAAGAGUCAACUACAUAUCUGACACAAGCUCAAGCGGGUUGGAUACAAGCUGUACUUUCUCCGUCUCCUCGAAUCACUUGGCCGAUGCUCUUGAGCGCUUCUCCUCUGUUUUCUGUAAUCCGCAGUUCAGUACGGAGAUAAUUCUGCGUGCGAUUGACAAGCUUGACUCCAAGCAGUCGGAACGUCCUGUAGAUGAUGAGCGGAGGAUUGCUGCGGUAGAGAAUACGCUCGCACGCCCUGAACACCCAUUGAAGAAGUUUGGGUGCGACGUGGCAAUAACGAAAACCAGAGAAAAGCUCGGUGAAUGGUGGGAGAAGGAGUACUGUGCGGACCGAAUGAAUUUGGCGCUGAUCGGAAAAGAGUCUCUCGAAGAGCUUACACACUUGGUUGUGAAGCUAUUCUCUCGGAUAAAGAGCGGCGGACAAAAUUCGAUACAGCUCAGCGAACAACCGUACACAAAGGAAGAGCUCUGUAAAAUUACAUAUAUCGAAACUACUGAUGGUGCAUAUAGAGUCAAGAUCAAAUUUUCCGUACCAUGGCAAGCCCCUUUUUGGCGCUUCAAACCUGCGUAUUUCAUUGCGUACAUUAUUCGCCACAGAGGUCCUGGAUCGCUUCAUGCCUACUUGAAAAGCAAAGGAUGGAUUUCUGAAAAAAUAGUUACUGGCGUCGUCAACAUUGCGAACGGAAUCUCGUUCUUUGAAAUAGAGUUGCGGCUCACCAAAGACGGGUUUGAGAACUACCGCGACGUAAUCUUUGCAUGCUUCAAGUUCAUCAACUUCCUCCGCACAUCUGAGCUUCCAAAAUUCAUCCAAGAGGAAAUCAUCAGGCUCGCCCAACUUUCAUUCCGUUUCUCCGAAACCGAUGAUACGUACGACUUUGCGCAGAUUCUCGCUAACUCCCCGAAUCGCAUUAUCCCUCGCGCUUAUAUUCUAACUGGUUUUAGCCUAACAUGGGACUGGGAUGAAAAGCUCGUACGCAAGGUACUCGACGAACUCGUUAUCGAGAAUAGUCUUAUUGCAAUUGCUGCUCAAGCCCACCACCACGAGAUUGGACAAACUGGUCCAUGGCUUUCAGAAUCAUUGUACAAGACACAGUACUUCGUAGAAGAGCCAAGUAGUGAUUUUAUUUCCGCCACGAAGCAACCGAACGAUAUCCAAGAUUUCUCUCUGCCUCAGCGGAAUAAAUUUAUCCCCUCUAAUGUUGAUGUUCAGAAAGUCGAUGUUUCACAGCCACAGAAGCGUCCGGCCCUCAUCAAGCGAACUCCGCUCACGGAGUUAUGGUAUAAGAAAGACGACCAGUUCUGGUCUCCUAACGCAUGGGCCAAGGUUUUUGCAUGGACGCCAUUCGCUAGUAGGACUGUCCGAGCCAAGAUGUUGAACCGAAUAUUCCUCCUCCUUGCCUAUGAUUCAAUCACAGAACAUACGUAUGACGCUCAUCGAGCUGGUUAUAACUAUUUUAUUGGAUGUGAACAAGGGCUCGAUUUUACUUUUAUGGGAUACAGUGACAAGCUAUACGACAUGGCUCGACUUGUUCUCGAAAAGACGAAGAAUGUAGAAAUCAAGAAGGACAGACUGGUGGCAAUGAUUGAGGAGGAAGAAGCUGCGCUUAAGAAAAGACUCCCGCGAAGACUCGAUUUAAUCCCACAGGACAAAUUGUUUCACAUUCUCGAGGAGCACGGGCCAACCACUAAAGAAAAGCUUGAGGCACUCAAGGGCAUUACUGUCGAGGAACUGGUUGAGCAUGUGAAAAAGCUCUUCUUGAAAUUUAGGUAUACAAUUUUGGUCGAUGGUAAUCUUCAAAAAGAGGAUGCCUUCCGUUUUGCAUCUUUGGUAGAAGAGGUUUUGGGAUCUAACCCCGUACCGGAAGAAAAGAAAACGCACGGCCGUACACGUAUUCUUCCAAAACCAUGCAACUAUGUCUGUGAACUUCUCAACCCAGACCCGAACAAAUCCGGAUCAAGCAUCGCUUAUUACUGUCAAAUCGAUAAAAGGAUGGACAAACACUCCAAUGUGGUAGCCUUUCUAUUGUCUGAAAUUCUCGAUAACUUUGGGACUACCGCUGAUGAGCUUCUGGGCAAGUAUGACAUGUCGACUCGACAUGAUCCUGCAACUAUCGGAUGGUACGUUGUCACUCGUGCCAAGAAGGAUACAAAGUAUCUCGAGCAAUGUGUCGAGCAAUUCUUGAGGCAGGCGCGUGUAAAACUCGAGGAGAUGAGCGACGCAAGAUUUGAGGAGCACAAGAAGAUACAGAUACACGAGUGGGCGAAUUGUGCAAAGGCCCGUGAUCUCAGAGGGGAAGCAAUCGCAUUCAGCUAUGCUAUUGAGUCAGAGUACUAUGACUUCACCAGGUACGAGGACUAUGCAAAACUCGGUGAAGGCGUGACAAAGCAGGAUGUUAUCGAUAUGUUCAAGGAAUUCAUCGAUCCCGAUACUCCUACACGCUCGAAACUCUCUGUACAUGUACGUUCUCAGAAGCUCCCAGCGUCCGAAGCCACUGUGGGUCAGGAAUCAGUUGAGUUGGAUUCGAAGGUGGUGUUCAUUGAAGAGGUAGAUCGGUUCCGGGAAAGCCUUGCGCUCUCUGGAUAUCGUAAACCCGUCCAGAAGUUUGAAGUGGAGUAAUUAUUCCUGAUGACUAGAGGUAUUCAUGCCACUUUCUUAGACGUAGGCAUAGGAC
This is a messenger RNA of Fomitiporia mediterranea MF3/22, 3028 nucleotides long. RefSeq lists its product as uncharacterized. Gene Ontology annotation, biological process: peptide catabolic process. The transcript has 13 exons. Bases 1 to 2973 code for a protein of 990 amino acids. The record is from RefSeq and is a predicted model, not a curated record. Gene Ontology annotation, molecular function: metalloendopeptidase activity; metal ion binding. Gene Ontology annotation, cellular component: mitochondrion; cytosol. Lineage: Eukaryota; Fungi; Basidiomycota; Agaricomycetes; Hymenochaetales; Hymenochaetaceae.